Molecule: messenger RNA, 603 nt
Organism: Aureobasidium vineae
Lineage: Eukaryota; Fungi; Ascomycota; Dothideomycetes; Dothideales; Saccotheciaceae
Source: the annotation of a GenBank genome assembly
AUGGCCCACAAAGGAGAGCUUCCCUCUUACCAGAGACUUAUUACUGGACACAACAAAGAUGGCAAAGCUGUUUUCGCAAAGAUCGAUGAGACUGGUCCCUGGGAUGGCAGCAUCAACGGUGGCACUGUCGGCUUCUCUCUCGGCUACACAACCUCGACCACGCCGGUAGACAUGACCGACGACAAGGAUAUUGCACAGUACAAGGAGUACUUGGUUUCACCACCCGGUCUCGUCAACAAGCAAGGAUCGGUCCUCCGUUUUGUGGUACGUGUCUACGGACCAGCCUCUCAACUACAACAUGCUAACCAGCUCAGNGAUUGUCCUCCUGGCUCUACGUCCCCUAUGCACCGCACUGUCUCACUUGAUUAUGGUGUUGUGAUCUACGGAGAGAUGGAGUUGGUCCUCGACAGUGGCGAGACCAGAGUCAUGAAGGUCGGAGAUGUUGCAGUGCAAAGAGGAACCAACCACGCAUGGAGAAACACAAGCGAUACAAAGUGGGCUCGUAUGAUGUAUGUCCUCCAGCCUUCGCUUCCUAUCACUAUCAACGGAAAGCCAUUGGACGAGGAUCUUGGCCCUAUGGAAGGUGUUCGCAGCUCAUCUUAG